Diabrotica balteata is the source of this 5346-nucleotide messenger RNA. Lineage: Eukaryota; Metazoa; Arthropoda; Insecta; Coleoptera; Chrysomelidae. The record is from the annotation of a GenBank genome assembly.
AUGCGAUGAUCCUGCCAUCUUAGCUUGACAAGCGUUUUGUAAAAUGCGUGUGUAUAAGAGCAGUUUAUAUGGACAAUUUGUUUUUAAAAUAAAAUCUAAGUAUCUUUUAGAAUUAUAAUAUCAGUGGCCAGUGGCAAUCUUCAUACAUUGUAGAGUGGUUUUAUGCCCCAUGAUAGGAACCGUUGUCAUUUUUUAAUUCUAGUUCAGUGACGCGUUUUUGAUAUACAUACCUAAUUUUUAUAAAUGGACCUUUAAGGUUGACUUUUAGGAAACAUAUCUGAUUAGUAUAAUAAAUGUAAGUAGUAGAUAUGGAACCAAAUAAAAAGUUAUCCGAAAAAUCCAAAACUUCUACUAAUUCAGAACCUGAAUCUGAGACUCAAGUCUCAAAGGAGGAAACGGCGCCAAAUUUAAAUGGAGAUGAUACUGAAAUAGAUAAAGAAACAUCAAUAGAUGAACCAGUAAAAGAUGAAAAAGAAGCUACUGCAGUAGAAAAAGAAGCUGUAGUAACAGAAAAACAAAGUGAAGAAGAAGAACAUAAAGAAGCUGAACCAGAACCUAAAAAGGCUGAAGAGGGACCUAAAAAUGCAGAAAAAGAACCUGAGGAAUCUGAAAAAGAAAUCUUGGAAAAUGAGAGUGAAAUGGAAGAAGAACCCAAAGAAAAUCCAGUAAAAGAAAAGGUAUCCCAAAAAACAGAAUCUAUGGAUACUGAAGAAAAAGAAAAUGUUGCAGAACCAGUUAAUAAAGUUGCUGAUGACAAAACAAUUACAUCAACUGAAAACAAUAAAAAUUUAACUGAAGAAGCCAAAGAGACUGCAAAUAAUGGUAAAGAAGUAGUAAAAAAUGUGAAAAAUGUUCCAGAAAGGAUAGAAAAUCCAAAGGAGAAAGUACCCAAAGGAAGGAAACGUAAAAUAUCUGAAAUUGUUAAUACAGAAAAUGAAAAUAAAACUGAAACAACAAAGGUAUUACCAACUCAAAAGGAAUCUAAAAGUGAACCAAAUUUUGAACCAUUAGUAUUAGUAAAAGAAGAACCAGUGGAUAUGGACUUAUACCCUACCAGUGUGUCAGAAUCCUUGGGCAAGGGAAAACGAGCUAGAAUACCAAACAAAAGAUAUAGUGACAUAUUAAUGUCACCAACAUCAAUUAAAAAGUCUGUUUCCAAUACAACAGAAAAUGGUAGUUUGGAAUCAGGCAAUGAUACUGAUACUUCUAUAAAGGAAGAACCUUGGCAAAGCCCAUCUUAUAGUGGAAAUUCUAGCCCUGUUGUAAAAAGAGUGAAAAUGUCCCAUACUGAUCUAUCUGAUCCUAAAUAUUUAAAACCCUUUAAGUAUGGAUGGAAAAGAGAAUUGGUUUGGAGAGGUACUUAUGAUCAAAGCAAAGGUAGGCAAGGUGAUAUUUACUAUUACACACCACUAGGUAAAAAAGUAAGAUCAACAAGAGAGGUUGCUGAAAUGUUAAAUAAUAAAGAGCUUACCCUCGAAAAUUUUUCUUUUUUUAAAGAACCUAUAGGUCUUAAUGAUACUUCAAAGGAAAUUAUUCGUGAUGCUAAAGUUAAACAAACAGAACCACUUUCUAAACAAGUGUUUAAUAAAUCAAUAAAAAGUACGCCUAUACAAGUGACAAAAAGUCCGAAAUUAUCAAAUUCUAAACUUAGCAGCCCAAAAUUAACUAACAAAAAGUUGACGAGUCCUAAAAUAGCAAGUCCUAAAAUAGCAAGUCCUAAAAUAGCAAGUCCUAAAAUAGCAAGUCCUAAGCUUACCAACAAUAAAAUUACUAGCCCUAAAAUGCCAACUCCAAAGAUGGCUACUCCUAAAUUAAUGAGUCCCAAGAUUAGAAGCCCUAAAAUGACCAGCCCCAAAAUAGCUAGCCCAAAAAUAACUAGCCCUAAACUGCAAAAAACUAAGGUGGCAAGUCCAAAAUUAGGAAGUUCAAGAAUUGCCUUAUCAAGAAUGAAAAGUUCACGUGCAGCUAGUCCAAAACCGGUGAUCAAUGAAAUUACAGAAAAUUCAUCAACUAAAACAAGCAAGAUUCUGGUAAAGAAAGAAAUGAAAAAAACUCCUGAGAAACCCGCAAAAAAGAAAGAAAUAGAGGAACCUUCACCGAUAGUAACAGUAGCGAAAAGGGGCAGAAGGGAAAGUGCCGAAGGAGAUGGUAAUCAAAGUGAAGAAUGCAGUGAAGUUGGGCCUGACAAACCCUGUCAGCCUUGUUCAAUUCGUUGUAAACCUGGUACAAUACCGACACUACAAUGCAGAGUAUGUUUGUGUCUUUAUCAUCACGAAUGUGUAGGCAUUGCACCGCAUAUUUCUCUGCCGUAUAUUUGCAAGAACUGCCAUCAAGACCAAACCUCCGACCAGUCUGCGGUAUUAAUGUCAGGAACGAUAAGCUCACCAACGAUAUUGAGUCCCUUACCUCCUUUGACACCAAUAAAUACUUUAAAGUCAUCUGGAGGCCAACCCAUCACUCUUCCUCCACCUAAACUUCAAAGAAUUCCCAAACCUACUGAUUCUGAAAUCUCAUCUCACCUACCAUCAGCCCCGAAAUUAAAAACCGAACAAAAAUCCUUGGUAGGUUCUAUGACCACCUGGCUGCCUCACAACGCCAAACUUAUCGAAAAUAUUCGCCAAGUUAACGAAACGCCAAGCGGACAGGGCAUCCACCGACCCCAGUACGUUGAAAUUUUAGGGGGUAGAAAGUUUCUCGUCAUACCCAAACAUAAUUUCAUGUCUGUAUCACCAACGGUAGCCACUUCAGCGGUAACCUCGAGGCCGAAUGUAGAUCCUAUUAACAUAGAUUCCGCUAGUUUAGGUUCAGAUCCUGUAUCCGACAUCAAAACCGAACCCGAAUCCCCUUCCAAACCAGAAAAUUCCCAAACACCGGAAGCUAUGGAAGUUGAAGAUAUUGUCGAAGAAAACAUUGGCGCUGAUUCCGCUGCAGGAGACGGCGGAACUGGAAUCCAGCAGGAUAUUAAGCCAGAGGUUGCUACUCCAAAAGCUCCAACUCCUCCCCCGGCUAUUGUCAAAACGAAAAAACGUAGCAUUAAAUUAAGCAGCAUCACAAGUUCUGAAGAAAAAGAAGAAAAGAAAUUCAUGGAAAACUACUUACAAAAUAUUUCUUACGGUUAUAAUACGUUGCUGUACAUAUUCCAAUAUUUAAAAGUUCAAGAUUUAUUAAGAGCUGGAUGUGUGUGUACAAUGUGGCGAGAUAUUGCUAGUCAUCCAAUGUUGUGGAGAACAGUUAGGAUGAAAAAUUCACAAGUUCAUAGUUUCGAAGGCUUGGCUCAUUCUCUUAAAAAACAUGGUACUAGACACUUAGAUUUAAGAAAAAUGCUUUUGCCUACAGGGGGCGAUGAAAUCUGGCCAGCUUUCUCCGAAGCAAUUGAAAAAGUAGAAACUUUACGAAGGAUAGAACUAUGUAGAUGUCCCGCUUCAGUUGUAGAAAAACUAGCAACUUCAAAUCCUCAACUGGAAAUAAUAAAUGCUGUUACUAUUAAAUGCGAAACUAUGAAUCUCGAACCUUUAAAAGCUUUGACAGAGAUUAAAGAACUUCGCCUUAAAGCUACUGGAGGAUUAACUUUAACUUCAAACAUUGAUUCUCUGAAAGAUAUGAAAGAAUUGCGACAUCUAUCACUUACUUCUAUCAGACAUUUGAAUGAAAUGAAUCUUAAAGUUGUUGCAGAAUUGGUUAAUUUAGAAUCUUUGGACUUGGGAGAGUGCACCAAUUUCCCAGAAAAUUUUGGUAGAGAGAUACUUAUUAAAUUAACGAAACUGGAAAAAUUGAGGCUCGAAAAAGGACAAAAAGAUUGUCACACGUUUGAAAUAUUAGAAGCAGUUAGGCGAAUGGAACAUUUAGAUCAGUUGGAGUUGGUAAAUUUUGACAUUAAAGCAGGCUUUGAUAAGGCUUUAGGUGUAUGUCAAAAUAUAAAGAAACUACUUAUAAUUCCAACUUACAUUUCCCAAAGCGCCACAACCAAUCAUAUGGUAUUGGGUGGUGUAUUGAGGUUACAAAAUACCUUAUCACACUUUGUUUGGGGUGUUACUUUGGAACUGUUGCGAGUUACUGAACUUUUUGUAGACCAAUGUGAGGAUCCCAAAGAAAAAAAGGAAAAGAAACAAGUAGGUAACGGUGACUGUAUACCUGUUUUAAAACCAGUACCAUUGCUGCUAGAUAAGGAUAGUGAAAUUGCGCCUGCUUUGGAACCACCUCAGGUGGAAAUUUUAGCCUUGCCCAGUUUACAAAAAUUAUUAAUGCAGAAUUUGCCCACGACGAGGGUAAAAAUUUUGAAAAUACCUUUUCAUGCAACUUGGCGACAAAGCAUUACUGAUUCUGUGAAUUAGAUUAGGUAGGAUAUUUUCAUUGUAUAUGUAACCUGGAUAUUAAACACAAGCUGUAGGAUUAGAAUCGUAUAAAUUGUAAACAGUUGACAAAACAUUUAUAUUUAUUCAAUUACAGUUGAGCCUUCAAUAUCGACUACUGAGAGGAAAGGCAUAAAUUAGUCUCUAAGUUGAGGUGGUCGCAUGACAUUUGAUCAAGAUUUAAUGAAUUGCCUCAUUCUCUUUUAAAAUGUUACAAAUCUGAUUCUUUAACACUUUAAAUUGUUUUAAAACUUAUUUAUUCUCCCAAACUCUUCAAUAGCUGCAGUUUUUUCUUUCAAUGAUAACCAUUCGUUUUGCUCGUAAUUUUUUGCCAUAAUAAUUUGAAAUAAAUUUGGAAAUCAAGGAUAGUACCUACAUCAAAGUAAAUUCAUAAAUUUUGUUUAUCUACUAAGAGAACAAACCAAAACUGAAGCUAUUGAGGAAGGUACUAGUUAUGUAUGUAAACAUUCUCGUUUACAUACAUAACAAAACACAACACAUCGUAAACAAAAGACUAAUUUUUCUUUUAAUUUUUUGAAUAUUUAUUAAGUAGGAUAAGUAGAUCCUAGAAUCCUUUUGAAUGUUAGAGUAGUAAGAUUAAGUAUAAAUCUAUAAUAUAUUUUUAUCUGGCAGAUAUCCCAAUACAAUACGCGGUUUUAUUAAGAUGCUACGUCGUAAUUUCCUCGAUAAGACUACUUGGAAGUAGUGGCAUACAUUUAUUGUUACAUCAAUGUGAUAAAAAAUAUAUUCUAUACGUUUCCUUGAAAUUUUAAUAUUGUAUAUCGUCUCGGGCGCUAUUUGAAGGGCUCGUUAGUUUUAAUAUAUAGAAAAUUAUAAGAAUGUUUUUAGAGAAUGAACCAAAGUGGUUGCUAUUUAAAUAGGUCGUUAUUGGAGUUUCAACUGUAUAUUUGUUUAAUUUAACGGAUUAUACAUACAUUGGCAUGGUUUUUUUUACUGUUUAGUUGUAGUAAUUCUAAUAAAUGCAAAAUAACUAGAG